Spirometra erinaceieuropaei is the source of this 1530-nucleotide messenger RNA. The record is from the annotation of a GenBank genome assembly. Lineage: Eukaryota; Metazoa; Platyhelminthes; Cestoda; Diphyllobothriidea; Diphyllobothriidae.
AUGCCCUCCAAAAAAUCUAAAUCGCCCAAGAAGAAAUCAGGUUCUAAAAAGAACAGUAAGUCACCUAAGUCAAGUAAAAAGUCCACACCCCCUGAGGUGCCCUACGUGUGGGUGAAACCUCAGCCACCACCUCCGCCGCCAGAUCCACCGAAAUCUCAUUGCCUCUGGAAAGUUCGACGUCAAGUUUGGUAUCCCUAUGCAAACCGAUUGCACUUCGAUUACAAAGAAUGGUACUGGUCCCCGUAUUGUCCCACGAUCACUAGUUGGGGUGAAAUUUGGGUAUCGGAUCCACAACAACGACGCAUUCAACGCUACAAGUUUGAGCCCGUGAACGGAAGGAUCACUCGGUUGCCUCAACCAAUCAUUACCAAGGGAGAACCAAGAAUGAUUAUUGAAAUCCCGAGAACCGGUCGGAUUGCUGCCCUCUUGACGGGCCCCAAUGCUCGUUCCACGGCACUCGUCCUUUAUGACCCAGAGAGCCUCAAAGAGGAGAGGAGGCUGAAUUUCAAGUAUGAGGCCACCGACCCAGCUACAAUACCAACAUCCACUUACCCGGGUAGCAAGUCACCUGAACCACGCCAGUACUCGCUUGCUGAUGAGUCUACACCAAUUGGAAUGUGUGCCAAUAUGCGGUUUCUGGUUGUCCUUUUUCAGCCUAUUCAACAGCUGAAAAUCUACAACCCCGUAACCCUGGCAUCCUAUAACACCACACUUGAAAAUGCCUUCCCCGAUGAGCGAACGUGCGUCCACCUUGCAACCUCGGGUGGUUGUGCUCUCUACAAGGACUACCUAUAUGUGGCUGCUACCAGGCCACCACGAGUCCAGGUCUUUCGAUUGAACACCAACGAAGUCCUCUCGAGGAUUGACGUCAUCAAUGUCGUAAUAUACGGGGAUUUAGGACUCGAUCGACUGUCCUUCGGUGAACCCUUUGGGCUGCAAGUGGAUACCUUUGGAAUCCUGGUCGUAUCUGAUUCUAAGGCCGGUUUCUUUCACGUUUUCAAUGUCAACCAGAGGACGCCCGGUCCCCUGGCGCCGUCCUUGGAGCACGGAUCAACCUGCUUCAUGGGCUCCUGGAAGAUUGACGCCUACCAACCCAUUCGGCCCGGUCACUUUGCUCUCUCUAAAAAUGGAUGUGCCUGCGUAGUGGACAGAUGGAACAAUAAGCUGCAUCUGAUAGCAGAUCAGACAGAACUCAGGUGGUAUGAUGAAACUUAUGGUAUUCUCGAGGAUGUACCGUUUGAUCGAGUAAUUGUUGAUCCUUUGAUGGCCUACAGCGGAUUGCCUGAGCCACCGGGGGCAAAUCCGGAGAAAAUGGGUCUGAGUCGUACGGUCAGCGCAAUAACAGAACCACUGGCUGAUGAAGUACUUUUACCGGAAAGCUGGAUUGCAAGAUACAAACGAAAGAGUCUGGCCCAACCAGAGCCGAAAAGUAAAUCACCAAAGGGCAAGUCAAAGGGCAAAUCGAAAAGUAAAUCGAAGGAUUCAAAAGGGAAGAAAAAGAGUUCCGGAAAGGGGAAAGGAAAGAAGUAG